Molecule: messenger RNA, 1071 nt
Organism: Cylicocyclus nassatus
Lineage: Eukaryota; Metazoa; Nematoda; Chromadorea; Rhabditida; Strongylidae
Source: the annotation of a GenBank genome assembly
AUGAGGGACGUUUUGUCUAAUACAUGUAAUGUCAACUUCAGACCGUCAAUACUAUGGCCACAUGGGUUCUUCCCGUUAAAAGCGGGAACUACUGCAUAUUAUAAACUUGGAGCUUCAAUUUACGUAGGACAUUACCAUCGUUUAUUGAAGAAGCAAGAUGAUGAUCCUAAGAUAUUUGCAAAGAGGAGCGCGUUUCCUCUGACUGGUGGAGCUUACACGGACAACAAAAAGGCGCUGCAGUUAUGCCUAAAUAGAGUUGAUGAAAAAGCGGAGACUGGAGGGAUAUUCAAAGCGCCAUGCGAAUUUGACAAUGAAAAGUUUACCUGUAAGGCCUACACUGCUGUUUUACCCACAAAAAAAGCAAUAGUAAUAGCUUUCAGAGGGACAGAUCAAGGAUUUGCGCAACUGGUUAGGGAAGCAUGGCAGAGUAUUGGCUUCAAGGAAAAGUGGCCAUAUGGAGGUUAUGUUUCUGGUUACUUCAGCCAGGCUUUCCAGCGAUUAUGGGCAGCCGGUUUGGACAAGCAGGUUACAGGCCAUCUCGCGAAGUACUCUGGCUACGAGAUCUGGAUUACGGGACACUCCCUUGGUGGCGCAAUUGCAAACUUGGCAGCUUCCUGGGUCAAGUCUCUUCCAGGGUUCAAAGGGAAAGUAAAAUUGGUUACAUUUGGCUCACCAAGAGUGGGCAAUAAAGAAUUCAGUGAUGCUCUUGAGAAAUCGGUGCAAUACGUAUACCGCGUAACCCACAGAAAAGAUCCUGUAGUUCACAUUCCGAAUGUGAAUUAUCAACACGCUGGGAAAGAGAUUUACUACAAGAAUGGAAUGACAUAUAGUACGGAACCCUGUGAUGUGGCCAAGGACAAAGAAAAUUGCUUCGUAACAUGUGCAAAAUCAGAAGACAGUAAGUGUGCUCAGAGCAUCACCGUAAAUUGGCUCAGCCCAGCAAUUGAUGAUCACAAUAAAUACUUCGGCGGCGGCGUAACAAUUAGCGACUGGGGAGACCACGGAUGUCUGUGAUCAACUUUGUAUUCGUUGAAAUAAAGUCAUGCAUUCAUCUGCUGCUACUACACUUCU